Soboliphyme baturini is the source of this 345-nucleotide messenger RNA. Lineage: Eukaryota; Metazoa; Nematoda; Enoplea; Dioctophymatida; Soboliphymatidae. The record is from the annotation of a GenBank genome assembly.
AUGACUUAUUGUCAUGAGAGAUGCUGUUCAACAGCUGACGGUUUCGCAAAUCUACCGUCGACCGUCGUGUUCGAAGCGGGCGUCGAACCGAAACAGAAGAAGUACAGUGCAUUCAUCAAACCCGAGGGUUUGAAACCGAGUACUGUAGCUGUGGACUUUGCGGUAGAUGAUGUCGGUUGCAUAAGCGGCAUCCCGGAAGAGCAUAUUGUGACUAGAACAGCGCAUAUAUUCAAACCGGCGAAGUACGCGACCCAGGCUGGCACCAAUCACACACACCGCUGGAAGAUCGAGUUCGAUAAUCGUGAGCGCUGGGAAAGCCCACUAAUUGGCUGGUGUUCAAAGUAA